Molecule: messenger RNA, 1247 nt
Organism: Nomia melanderi (Alkali bee)
Lineage: Eukaryota; Metazoa; Arthropoda; Insecta; Hymenoptera; Halictidae
Source: RefSeq, a predicted model, not a curated record
UAAUCCUCGUAUGCCUGUUUGCAUGCCGUCACGGCCACCACGAAGCUCAACGGUAGAAUCGUGGUCCAACAUGAGAUCGGGGAUUUCGUUAACGUUGACACGAUCGCCGUAAUAAGAAAAUACAAGUUCGCAAUCCGCCUGAACUGCUCGAAGAGGUUCUUCGGCACGAAGUUCCAAAUAGUCGCCUAAUUUCCCCCAGCAAAGCGCAAGAACGAAGACCGACAGCGAGCUGCAGGGCGAUAGCUUCAUAAAUGGUGCCUUGGACAUCAACGCCACGAUUAGAGCUUAUCAGGCACGUGGCCAUCUGAUCGCCGACAUCGAUCCGCUUCGCAUACAAAACCCGGAGUCCUACAAGCUUCAAGGCACAGCAAAUUUGCCACCGAAGAUCGUCGUCAGACACCAUUUGAAAGGUAUGACCGAAGCCGACAUGAACAGAGAGUUUCCCCUCGCGCCAUUCACCGUGAUCGGCGGACCCAAACGAAGUCUCCCGUUGCGCGAGAUACUGACCAGGUUGAACCAAAUUUACUGUGGACACUUGGGCCUCGAGUACACUUACAUCCAUGAUCUCGUGGUGCUGGACUGGCUCAGAGAAAGAUUCGAGCCACCAGGCGCUUGGGAACUUCCAGUGGAACACAGGAAGUUCAUUUGGUUGAAUAUCAUGAGAGCAGUGACGUUCGAGGGCUUCUUGGCGAGGAAAUACCCUACCGAGAAGAGAUUCGGCCUCGAAGGCUGCGAAUCCUUUGUUCCCUCCAUGGUAGAGUGCAUAGAAACAUCCGCGGAUAAGGGGGUAGAAUCUGUCGUGAUAGGCAUGGCGCAUCGGGGUCGCUUAAAUACCAUCAUUAACGUUUGCUCGAAACCUCUGCAUCAAUUGCUCACUCAGUUCAACCCGAUUCCUCUGGAAGGCUUCGGGUCUGGCGACGUGAAGUACCAUUUGGGAAUGCACACAGAGAAAGUGUUGGAAAGAACGAACAAGAAGGUGAUGAUCGCCGUUAUGGCGAAUCCGUCGCAUUUGGAGGCGAUCGAUCCCGUAGUGGUUGGUCGCAUUCGGGCGGAACAAGUGGAGAAAAACGACGCGAAGCGUACGCACGCGAUGCACUACUCUUGAAAUAAUGGUUCGCGGUUAAUGCCUGAUUGUUUGCAGGUGGUAAAAAGUCGAUGGCUAUUUUGGUGCAUGGCGAUGCCGCUUUCUCGGGCCAAGGUAUCGUUUACGAAACCAUGCAUCUGACCGAUUUACCCGAGUACACGAC